AAAUGGGACCGUGGAGGUAAUCCUUUUAACGUCGGUCGGCUGUUCCAUGAUUCCAUUCUAUUGCACUUGCAUUGAAUAAUAGCGCUCAGCUGCGGGCGUAGCCAAUUAUGGUCAGAGGGCGGUGACAUCCGUUGAUUACGCGAUCAGCCGCAGGUUUAGUACAUUCAGCGUAAAAUGGAAAGGUAGAGCGGACUGACCAAGUCGCUGUUUAAACUGCGCCCUCUCUAACGUAGUGUUUAUGGCAUAACAUGUGAAAGUGUGUAUACGUAAAUACCUUUACAUACUUGUGUAUGACAUAACUCAACGGACCUACAUACCUGCAAGAUGAAAACUUUCCAUCUCAUCCUGCUACCCUACUGUGGAGAAAGGGCUGAGACAUUUUACCGACACACUUGAGGAAAGACACUGGGACAGACGCAGGACACAGACAAGAGAGACAGAAGGCAGCUGGAAGGUGAUGCUUCAACAAAACGGUGUCAUCAGCAAGCUGCUUUUACUGGUCCUACACAUCACGACAAACUAUGCCUCACCUCUGUCAGCACCUUGGAAUGUUACCAUGGAGUCUGUGAAUAUGAGGCACCAGCUCCGGUGGAGUCCCCCGAGGGCAUCCUGUUCCACUCUACACUACUCAGUCCAGUUCCAAGGUGAGUGGGAGCUGCGCUAUAAGAAUGGGAGUUGGGAGGAGGCCAUGGAUUGUCAGUAUGUCCCGCAUACCGAGUGUGACCUGACCACCGACCUCGCCUCAGACUCCGACUACAACGUCCGUGUGAGGGCAGAGUGCAACGGGCAGGAUUCAGAGUGGACUACACUCAGUACUCCUUUCAACAGAAGAAACACAAUUAUUGCCAUCAUCAUGAAUGUAAAGGUGUCAGGAGAUGCUGUCCAGGUGGAUCUUGCCCCCCACUCCCCAGUGGCCAUGAUAGUCACUCUGACCAUAUGGGAACAAGGAGAAGAAGAUCUCAAUACCCCUAAGGAGGUGGUGAACAUUCAGCACCUCUUCCACAUAUUCCAGGGGUUAAGGCAAGGGGGCAACUACUGCCUACAGGCCCAGGCCACGGUGGAGGGCAGCAGCCGGAGCGGCAGCACUGACAUCCAGUGCGUCUCCAUUCCCAGACCCCAGGGGCCUUGGCUGAUCCCUGUAGUGGUAAGUUGUGCUUUGAUGGUAACCAUGGCUCUUGCAUGUCUACUGGGCUGGGCCAGCAAACAUAGGAGGUUGGUGAUGCAAAACACCUGCUUCCAUAAGGAGCCACUACCAUCUGUCCUGGUCGAUGACUGGCCAGUCACCACGCUCAUCUUAGAGGAACCGCAUGAGACCCUAGAGGUGGCAAUACUGCUGCAGUCUCCUCACCAAAAAGCCGACCAGGAGAAGCUCUGAUGCAAAUGACUGUGGCCUUCCCUUCGUCCAAGACCAGGGAUUCAAUUAAGCCGGGGCUGUUCGGGGGCUUAGCCCCGGCAAAUACACUCUUCAAUGUCAUUAGGGAACGCCCAAACUUACUACAUACAUCUUC
Clupea harengus (Atlantic herring) is the source of this 1508-nucleotide messenger RNA. RefSeq names its product cytokine receptor family member B16 (gene il20rb). Lineage: Eukaryota; Metazoa; Chordata; Actinopteri; Clupeiformes; Clupeidae. Gene Ontology annotation, biological process: cytokine-mediated signaling pathway. The transcript has 8 exons. Gene Ontology annotation, cellular component: plasma membrane. Bases 458 to 1375 code for a protein of 305 amino acids. Gene Ontology annotation, molecular function: cytokine receptor activity; interleukin-20 binding. The record is from RefSeq and is a predicted model, not a curated record.